Molecule: messenger RNA, 798 nt
Organism: Triticum turgidum subsp. durum (durum wheat)
Lineage: Eukaryota; Viridiplantae; Streptophyta; Magnoliopsida; Poales; Poaceae
Source: the annotation of a GenBank genome assembly
AUGAGGAAGCGGGAGCGGGAGAACCCGUGCGGGAUCUGCGGGCACUACCACAAGUACGAGGAGGGGGAGCCGUGCGGGGUGUGCGGCCACCGCCCGCCGGCGCUGGGGCCCGCCGGGCCGGCGGCCGCGCCGCGGCAGGAGUCGGCGUUCCCCUCGGAGAUACUCAAGGACUUCCUCUUCCUCGGCAGCUACGACAACGCCUCCCGCUCCGAGCUCCUCAAGACCAUCGGCAUCUCCCACAUCCUCAACACUGUACCCUUAUGCCAAAACCUUUACCGGAACUCUUUUACUUAUCACUGCCUUCAAGACGACAAGACUUUGCAGUUUGAUGAUGCAAUCCAAUUCCUAGAACAAUGCGAGAGGGAUAAAGCACGAGUGCUAGUCCAUUGCAUGUCAGGGAAAAGUAGGUCAGCUGCAUUUGUUGUAGCCUUCUUGAUGAAGUCCAGAGGCUGGCGACUUGCACAAUGUUUUCAGUGGGUGAAAGAACGGAGGCCACAAGUGCAACUGGCUGAUGCGGCACAGCAGCAGUUGAUUGAGUAUGAGCAGAAGCUUUUCAGUUGCAAUGUUGCUCCAACGGAUUCAUUCCCUUCUCUUGGAUUUGGUUUUCCGAAGCCGUCUGGUGAUGUCCAGGUGCCUAUCUUUAACCAGCAGGCUCCAGGGUCCAUCUUUGAGCGGGUCAGCCCGAAUAACAUCCCGAGUAAUUUCACAUUUGGGGCCACCGAAGCUAAGCUCCCGGAUGGCAGUAACUUCGGUGUGGUCAACUUGGCUGGGACUGAUAGCAUGAUGGACAGCUCCUAG